GAUACUCCCACAACCAAACACGCCCUUUCUUUUUCGUUUCCGAAAGUAGGUUUCGCGUCUCACUUCAAGGCUUGGACAUUCAAUGAAAACGCAAUCUUGAAUGAUUUUCUGCUAUUUUUAAAAGAGAAAUGGAAGAACCAACCGCAGCCCAGAAACCACCACCGACCCAAGAUCCAAACCCACCAACCGCUGCCCAAACAACCCCUCUUCCUCCGCAACAAGAACCUCCUCAGCCACCCACACCACCAGAACAGCCAGCUAGCAAGAAAAGACCUCUAGAAAACAGAAAUGACCAUUUCCAAAACUCCAAGUAUUUCAAGAUGCGCCUUGUCCUAAAAGAUCUUCGUCCUCAUUUCAUCGAGGUGCUUCGAACGCCUGAUUUUCGAAAUUGCACAGCUGCCAACGAAAUUAAAGAAAAGAUGAAGCUUUUGGUAGAAUUAUACAAGCAGAUGACAGCUGAAACAGUAAGCGAGUCACUGCCAGGUGAAACUGGAAUGAAGCAGAAGCCAGAAGGACAGCCACAAGAGAAACAACAAUCUGAAGAUGGUAAAGCUCCUGGGACAUAUAUUGUUGGGGGUUCGGCUUUCGGCUGGAACUUCAUCACCUUUACUGGGAGCAAACCAGCCUAUUAUGGAGUAACAAAGGAAUCAUUUCGAAGUGCACAAGCAAGUUUAGGAGAGUGAAGUCUUUCUGACAUGUAUUGUUGGCUAAAUUAUGCAUUAACAGUGAAUGCUUUUGGAGCUCUACCUUAAUAUUAACAUCAAGGGAUUAUCAUUUGUAUAAUGAUUGUAGUAAAACCUACUUAUUGGGGUUUCAAGGGAUCUGUGAGUUUGAUUUCUC
This is a messenger RNA of Durio zibethinus, 840 nucleotides long. RefSeq lists its product as uncharacterized. The record is from RefSeq and is a predicted model, not a curated record. NCBI's taxonomy places the organism in Eukaryota, Viridiplantae, Streptophyta, Magnoliopsida, Malvales, Malvaceae.